Molecule: messenger RNA, 730 nt
Organism: Daphnia pulicaria
Lineage: Eukaryota; Metazoa; Arthropoda; Branchiopoda; Diplostraca; Daphniidae
Gene: lwr
Product: SUMO-conjugating enzyme UBC9-B
Exons: 6
Coding region: 79-570 (163 amino acids)
Biological process (GO): protein sumoylation
Cellular component (GO): nucleus
Molecular function (GO): SUMO conjugating enzyme activity
Source: RefSeq, a predicted model, not a curated record
CUUAAGGCAACCCUGGCAAUAAUUGUACGAAACUACACAGCUAAAUUAUUUGGCAGCCGUUGAAAAAAGUGACCAAUAAUGUCCGGUAUUGCUAUUGCUCGACUUUCUGAGGAACGUAAAGGCUGGAGGAAAGACCAUCCCUUUGGUUUUGUUGCCAGGCCCACAAAGAAUCCUGAUGGAACCCUCAAUUUGAUGAACUGGGAAUGUGCUAUUCCAGGCAAGAAAUCGACUCCUUGGGAAAAUGGAUUGUACAAAAUCCGCAUGAUUUUUAAAGAUGACUACCCCUCUUCUCCUCCAAAAUGCAAAUUUGAGCCCCCACUUUUCCAUCCAAACGUCUAUCCAUCAGGCACAGUUUGUCUAUCAUUGUUGGAUGAAGAAAAGGACUGGAGACCUGCAAUUACCAUCAAACAGAUUUUGCUUGGAAUUCAAGAUCUCCUGAAUGACCCCAAUAUUAAGGAUCCGGCUCAGGCAGAAGCUUAUACUAUCUACUGUCAAAAUCGAAUGGAGUACGAAAAACGUGUUAGAGCACAAGCCAAGGCUAUGGCUGCCACUACUGAUUUGCUGUCUUAAUUUCCCAAGUAAAUCCAGCUGUCAAGGAAUAAGUUAACUUCUUUUUCUUUUCCACGUGCUCUAUUUGUUUUUUAAAAAUUCUUAUUGUCUUCAUUUCAAUACUUACUUAUCGUCCAGAAAACAUACUCCGAUCUGAAAUAAAACGCUAAGUAAGGUGUAA